AUGACCGAUCAAGAUGCCUGGGCCAUCCAAAAGUCCAUCAUGCAGGCUGAGUUUCCAUUUAUCGUCAUCAAGUCGCUGCAGUUUGCCCUGUUCCGAACAUACGGCAUCCCAACCAUAUCCACCUUACUUUUGAAGACCUCUCAGUUCUCUGACUCGGCAACUUCAUUCAAACGAUACGCCGACACCGGGACCCUGAUCGGCGAGUUCAUGGCGUUCGAUCCACGCUCCGAGCGAGCGCAAACCGCAAUCGCCCGAACCAAAUUCCUGCAUAAAGGCUAUCGAGCCAGUGGCAAGAUCCUCGAAGCUGACAUGCUAUAUACACUAAGCCUGUUUGCUCUUGAGCCAAUCCGGUUUGUUAAACAAUUCGAGUGGCGCGAGAUGACCCAGAUGGAACGAUGCGCCGUCGGCACGUACUGGAAGAGCCUUGGCGAUGCGCUAGGGAUCAGCUAUGAAACACUGCCCUCUGGCAAAAUUGGCUUCCAAGACGGCUUGCAAUGGUUGGAGGAAAUCGGGGCGUGGAGUGAUCGGUAUGAAAUCCAAUACAUGAAGCCACACCCUCGUAACGGGGAGAUCGCGGCCAAGACAAUCGAUGUGCUGGUGUACAAUCUCCCGGGCUUCAUGAAGCCACUGGGGGAAUAUUUUGUGUCGUAUAUGAUGGGGGAUCGUCUACGAGCAGCAAUGAUGAUGGAACAGCCGCCAGCCUUGUUCCGCGGCUUAUUCGCCUUCAGCUUCAAGUCGCGCCGAUUGUACCUGCGAUAUCUUGCUCUUCCACGUCCGAACUUCAUGCGCCUGGAUGUAUUCAGCGAGAAACCAAAUGCGUAUGGCCGUAACUGGCUGCUGAUAUAUGAGGGAGCCCCGUUCUAUGUGCAGCCCACAAUUUGGAACCGCUGGGGGCCUGUGGCGUGGUUCAAGUGGGCGUUAGGACAGCCUUUGCCCGGUGAUGAUGGUGACAAGUAUUACCCAAAGGGCUAUCAUACCCAUGAUCUGGGACCAAAGUAUUUCGAAGGAAAGGGAUGGAAAGAAGUGGAGCUUAUGAAGGAGACUCUUCGACAGCAGCGGAUGGGCCAGUGUCCAUUUCCGUGA
Messenger RNA from Penicillium paradoxum, 1083 nucleotides. RefSeq lists its product as uncharacterized. The record is from RefSeq and is a predicted model, not a curated record. The transcript has 3 exons. Bases 1 to 1083 code for a protein of 360 amino acids. NCBI's taxonomy places the organism in Eukaryota, Fungi, Ascomycota, Eurotiomycetes, Eurotiales, Aspergillaceae. Gene Ontology annotation, molecular function: oxidoreductase activity.